UAAUGGGAUAAUUCCGUAGCCAAUCCGUAAUCAUGUAAAAUGUGUGGGUGACCCACAUAGUCAUACCGAACCAGAACCCGACCCGGUUUUCGGAUUCGGAUUAGAUUUGUGCUUCCAUCGUCUCUCUCGUUUUGGUCAAAUCCAAACUCGUCGAAAUAUCUUCAACUCUGCCAAGUGAGCUCCGUCGACAAUUUCACCACUGCCGUUUCAUAAACCCUAAUAGGAUAAAUGCAUUAAUCAAUCGAUUGAAGAGUCAAUUCUCCAUGGACAUACUGAAAAGUUCGCGCUGCAUUUCAACUCCAUUUCGCCCUCCGCCGCUCAUUCCCCACUCUCGUCUCGCAAAUGCAGUUUCUCUCGACAAAAAGCCUCGGAAUAUCAGAAAAUGUAGAAAUUUGUGCGCAGCUUCGAAUUCCGACACAAUUCUUAAGUCGAGCGAAAUUACGAGCAAAAAGGAAGAAGAUUACGGCGAUUUGAAGUGUUGGAUGGAGAAGAACGGGCUUCCGCCAUGCAAAGUUAUGCUCAAGGAAAGGCCUUCUCACGACUCCAACUAUCACUCCAUUCAUUAUGUAGCUGCCAGUGAAGAUCUCCAGGAAGGUGACGUAGCAUUUUCUGUACCUAAUUCAUUGGUGGUGACGCUCGAGAGAGUUUUGGGAAAUGAAACUGUCGCUGAACUUCUAACCACGAACAAAUUAUCAGAGCUAGCCUGCUUGGCAUUAUAUCUAAUGUAUGAGAAGAAGCAAGGUAAAAAGUCUUUCUGGUAUCCAUACAUUAAAGAACUUGAUCGCCAGAGAGGUCGAGGGCAGCUAGCUGUUGAAUCCCCACUUUUAUGGUCAGAAGCUGAAUUGGAGUACCUGAUGGGCAGUCCAACAAUGGCUGAAGUUUUGGGGAGGGCCGAAGGAAUAAAGAGAGAAUACAAUGAGCUUGACACCGUCUGGUUCAUGGCUGGAUCGUUAUUUCAGCAAUAUCCAUUUGAUAUCCCAACAGAGGCUUUCCCUUUUGAGAUUUUCAAACAAGCUUUUGUUGCCAUUCAAUCAUGUGUGGUUCAUUUGCAGAGAGUCAGUUUGGCGAGGAGAUUUGCGUUGGUUCCCCUGGGACCUCCGCUAUUAUCCUAUAAAAGCAACUGCAAGGCAAUGUUGACUGCUGUUGAUGGGGCUGUGCAACUAGUUGUUGAUCGUCCCUAUAAAGCUGGGGAACCUAUUGUUGUCUGGUGUGGGCCGCAGCCGAAUUCAAAAUUACUAAUAAACUAUGGUUUUGUAGAUGAAGACAAUACUUAUGAUCGCCUGGUGGUGGAGGCGGCUUUGAAUACCGAGGAUCCUCAGUAUCAGGAUAAGAGAUUGGCUGCACAAAGAAAUGGGAAGUUAUCAGUUCAAAGUUUUCAGGUUGUGGUCGGAAAAGAAAGAGAGGCUGUGAUGGACAUGCUUCCUUAUCUGCGAUUGGGAUAUGUUUAUGAUCCGUCAGAAAUGCAAUCUGUUCUAUCUUCUCAAGGUCCAAUAUGUCCGGUGAGUGCUUGUAUGGAACGCGCUGUUCUGGAUCAACUUGCUGGAUAUUUUAUAAAAAGACUUGAUGGUUAUCCUACUACUCUUAGUCAAGAUGAGAUCUUGCUUGCAGAUAGUGACUUGAAUCCAAAACGACGAGUAGCAACUCAACUUGUAAGGUUGGAGAAGAAAAUACUAAUAGCAUGCCUACAGGCAACAGCAGACCUGAUGGAACAGUUACCUGAUGACUCCGUAUCCCCAUGUCCUGCUCCUUAUGCCCCAAUCCUGAAAUGAGUCUUUGAGUCUCCAGUUAUUUUUGCUGCUUGCUCAACUUGUGCGAAUUCGCCUAUUUUGAGGAGGUAUUAGGGUGAAACUGCCCAGAGGCAGAGGUGAUUUCAAAUAGCUUGAACUUGAAGUUCCUUCCUAUGCGAGGUGGGAAUAAUAAGCCACAAAAUGCAUCUUGAUGAUUGCCUUAACCGCGCCUGCCAAUUCUGAAGCCGCACUAAAAGUGAAUUCCCCUCGCCAACACUACUAAUUAGUGUUGUAUUGUUUGUAUUGCUUUAUUUUCUAUUAUACUAACAAAAAUCAAAAUUUUAUCAGUUAGUUCAAAAUGUUGGCGUAAUCAAUUAGUUUGAUGUUUGGAAUGCAUGAGAAAUAUUGAAGCACAUAAAA
Molecule: messenger RNA, 2147 nt
Organism: Salvia miltiorrhiza (redroot sage)
Lineage: Eukaryota; Viridiplantae; Streptophyta; Magnoliopsida; Lamiales; Lamiaceae
Exons: 13
Coding region: 264-1769 (501 amino acids)
Biological process (GO): peptidyl-lysine monomethylation
Cellular component (GO): chloroplast stroma
Molecular function (GO): protein-lysine N-methyltransferase activity
Source: RefSeq, a predicted model, not a curated record